AGGAUCAGAACGCGUGAGGAAAAGAGUAGGGUGGUAAGGUUACUGACAAGGUAAGGUUACCGGAAUCGGCUGCCGCUCUAUAAAUCUAGGGUUUGGGAGCCUAGGGUUUCUCGUGCUCUCUCAGAGGUGGGUUGGUGUUUCCUCCCCCUCUUUCCCCCCUUCUUCGUCCUUUUCCUAGGGUUAGGGUUUCCGUUCCCCUCUGUCCGAUGGCGGCUACCGACGUUGAAUACCGCUGCUUCGUCGGCGGGCUCGCCUGGGCGACUGAUGGCGCCUCCCUUGAGAGGGCUUUCAGCCAAUUCGGCGAGGUCGUCGAAUCCAAGAUCAUCAACGAUCGGGAGACGGGGAGGUCGAGGGGCUUCGGAUUCGUGACCUUCAGCAACGAGCAGGCGAUGAGGGACGCCAUCGAGGGGAUGAACGGGCAGACCCUCGACGGAAGGAACAUCACCGUCAACGAGGCCCAGUCCCGGGGCAGUGGCGGCGGGUUCCGCAACGGCGGAGGGUAUGGCGGAGGUCGCCGUGAGGGUGGUGGCGGGUACAGCCGUGAGGGUGGCGGCGGUUACAGCCGCGGAGGCGGUGGCUACGGCCGUGACCGUGGCUACGGUGGAUCCCGCUUCUCGAGGGGCGGCGGCGGCGCGUCGGACGGGGACUGGCGGAACUAAGGCGUCUCGCCUGGCCGCGGUCCGAGAGGGCUGGGUUCAAGGAGGCGGAGUCUCUCGUACUAUCUAUCUGUUUGGAAGUGUUAUGGUGUUAUGGCUUUUUUGUUGGUUUGAUGUCGUCGUUAUCGUUUGUUUAGGUUUCCGUUCCGUUUAGUUAUGAGAAGGAGAGGGGUUGGAUGCUUAAAAACUUUAACAAUAGAGGGAGAGUAGUGGAGAAAAUGGGGGUAGUGGUUGUGGUUUCUGUUCCUUUGUUCUUAAUGGAUGCUCUAUCAUUCUGGACUUGAUUGGUA
Elaeis guineensis (African oil palm) is the source of this 946-nucleotide messenger RNA. The record is from RefSeq and is a predicted model, not a curated record. NCBI's taxonomy places the organism in Eukaryota, Viridiplantae, Streptophyta, Magnoliopsida, Arecales, Arecaceae.